GGAAUCCGCCGGUCGCCUCAGUCCCCUGAGAAGGUUCUGCUCUUUGUGCCUGGCUGUUUUUGUUUUUUGUUUUGGUCGUUGACGUUGCCGCGUCGCUUCCAGCAAUCCGCACAGUUCGCAUCGAGACGCCGAGCAGAGCGGCAGGCACAGGCACAGGCACUCCGCUCCAGUUGCAGUUGCAGAUAGAGAUACAGAUACGUUCACAGACACAGGCACAGCGGGUCGAGACCAGACUUGCAGGCUUACGGUACGGUAGCUGCUUGACCACCCAGGAAGAAGAUGCCGUUCCCCAUCCAUCCGCCCAAGCAGAUGCCCUGCCCCCACUGGCAGCACUUCCCCAUCAGCCCCGUGGACAGCAAGCCCAAUCCCUUCGACUCCGUGGGCGGAGCGGCGGCGGCGGCGGCGGCGGCGGCGGCGGCCACCCAGGUCGGCAUGGGGGUCAGCAAGCCCCCGGAGCCGGUCUCCUACCGCUACUGCCUGCAGUGCAAGGCCUCCGGCAAGGAGUCGUCGGGCCCCGGCGACAGAGAGUAGUCCAGCCCAGGUCUUUGGAGGUGACCGUUCGACCCAGCCCGCCAGCCACCACCUGCAAUCAGCCACUUCAGCGGAGGACGCACACUUGGAGAGCACAGUCGGCGGAGGCGCAGAACAGAGAUACACCCCAGUCAUUACUUCAAAAUCACAGAUACAAGGAACAAGCUACAUCGGAGCCAACCCAUCCUUUGUUAUACCGAAAUGUAUCUGGUCCCCGAACUCAUAUUGUAUCUUCAAGUGCGUCCAGUCAGGCAGAUAUUAUGUUCUGUGCUUUGCUAUUCAACCUAUAAAUACUGGCCCACUAGAUGCAGGUCCCCACAACCUGUACUUUCAAUUCGCAGUAGAAACGAACCUCGAGCCAUCGAUCCGAAAGUCGGGUCCGGAGGCAGGCCCCCUCCCCUGUGUUAUUAUUUAACCUAACCUAAGCACACGUUCCACUUAUUUCUGCUGUCUUUUGCUACAACUAAGCUAGGCCUUUUGUACGUAUUUUAUUUGUAUUUAGAGCUAAAGACUAAAGUUUAUGAAUUUUUGAUAUACUUGUAUAAGCGCGCGCCAGCAAACGCACGACGCAUUUAAAAAACGAGUUCUACACAAAUACAGCAGCACUCCCCACGUACGCAUGCCA
Molecule: messenger RNA, 1156 nt
Organism: Drosophila biarmipes
Lineage: Eukaryota; Metazoa; Arthropoda; Insecta; Diptera; Drosophilidae
Exons: 1
Coding region: 280-531 (83 amino acids)
Source: RefSeq, a predicted model, not a curated record